AUGGAUCUAAUUGGCAAGAUUAAUCCUCCUUCAUCUAAGGGUCAUCAUUGGAUUAUUCUAGCUACCGAUUACUUUACUAAAUGGGUAGAAGCUGAGGAAUAUGUAUCGGUAAUUCAUAAUACCGUUAUACUGUUUUUGGAGCGACAUAUCUUUCAUCGAUUUGGAUUACCGGAAAUAAUUGUUGUCAAUAAUGGUUCUGUUUUUCGAGCAAAUAAAGUAUUACAACUUGGCCGUGAUAUGCAGGUUGAGGCUUCAAAUAAAGUUGUUAUUAAAAUUAUUGAGAAAAUGAUAAAAGACAAGCCGAGGCGUUGGCAUGAAACCCUUUCAGAGGCUUUAUGGGCUUAUAGAAACUUAAAAAGGACAAGUAUGGGAACAACUCCAUAUCGGCUAACAUUUGGUCAUGAUGCGGUGUUGCCGAUUGAGUUAAAUGUUAAAUCGGCAAGGGUAGCUUUGCAACAUAAUCUCAUACCUGCCGAUUAUAACGAAGCUAUGCUUGCCGAGUUGAAAGACUUAGAUGAAGUCCAAAAACUUGCUUUGGAUCACCUUAUAGUACAUAAAGCAAAAGUAAUGAGGGCUUACAACAAAAGGGUGAAGUUCAAGUCAUUUGUAGAAAGCGAUAUGGUAUGGCAAACAAUUCUUCCACCUGGGAAGGUGGAUAGAGUUUAUUGGCAAGUGGUCACCUACUUGGAAGGGUCCAUAUUUAGUUCAUCAAGUAUUGCAUGGAGGAGCUUACAGGUUAAAAGAUCUAGAUGGUGA
Messenger RNA from Cornus florida, 756 nucleotides. RefSeq lists its product as uncharacterized. The coding region runs from base 1 to 756 and encodes 251 amino acids. The transcript has 2 exons. Gene Ontology annotation, molecular function: nucleic acid binding. The record is from RefSeq and is a predicted model, not a curated record. NCBI's taxonomy places the organism in Eukaryota, Viridiplantae, Streptophyta, Magnoliopsida, Cornales, Cornaceae.